GUUAGCGACCGCACCCUAAAGCCCACACAAGUCCCCGUGUCCGAUGAUUUCUCAACUUCUCAACGACAAGCCUAUCUUCAAUUCGAGACAGUCGCCAUGGGUCGUGUCAUCCGCAACCAGAGGAAGGGCCGUGGCUCCAUUUUCACGGCCAACACCCGUCUCAACAAGGCCCCUGCCCAGUUCCGUACCCUCGACUACGCUGAGGCUCACGGAUACACCCGUGGUGUUGUCAAGGAGAUCAUCCACGAUGCCGGCCGUGGUGCUCCCCUCGCCAAGGUCCAGUUCCGCCACCCCUACAAGUUCAAGAUGAUCACCGAGACCUUCAUCGCCAACGAGGGCAUGUACACUGGCCAGUUCAUCUACGCUGGUAAGAACGCCGCCCUCACCGUCGGCAACGUUCUCCCUCUCGCCUCUAUGCCCGAGGGUACCGUCAUCACCAACGUCGAGGAGAAGUCCGGUGACCGUGGUGCGCUCGGCCGUACCUCCGGUAACUACGUUACCGUUAUUGGCCACAACCCCGAGGAUGGCAAGACCCGUGUCAAGCUCCCCUCCGGUGCCAAGAAGGUCAUCAAGAACACCGCCCGUGGUAUGGUUGGUAUCGUCGCCGGUGGUGGCCGUACCGACAAGCCUUUGCUCAAGGCCGGUCGUGCCAAGCACAAGUUCGCCGUCAAGCGCAACUCUUGGCCCAAGACUCGUGGUGUUGCCAUGAACCCCGUCGAUCACCCUCACGGUGGUGGUAACCACCAGCACAUCGGUAAGGCCUCGACCAUCUCCCGCUACGCCACCCAGGGUCAAAAGGCCGGUCUCAUUGCCGCCCGCAGAACUGGUCUGCUCCGCGGUACCCAGAAGACCAAGGAUUAAGCGGUUUAUUUCUUGGAGUUUUUCUUGUGACGGGUUGAAAAUGGAAUUCUGCUAUGAGACAAACGUACUUAGGCGACUGCGGAUGAGCGUCUCAUGCGCCCUUAGCGAAUUAAGGUUGUGGUCACCAUCCUUUCUGUCCAGCAUAACCACGGGGUGAAGAAUAGGGGUCCGAGGAUGGCC
Penicillium antarcticum is the source of this 1041-nucleotide messenger RNA. Its product is annotated as 60S ribosomal uL2 domain-containing protein. The record is from RefSeq and is a predicted model, not a curated record. Gene Ontology annotation, cellular component: ribosome; cytosolic large ribosomal subunit. Gene Ontology annotation, biological process: cytoplasmic translation. Gene Ontology annotation, molecular function: structural constituent of ribosome; RNA binding. Lineage: Eukaryota; Fungi; Ascomycota; Eurotiomycetes; Eurotiales; Aspergillaceae. The transcript is spliced from 4 exons. The annotation marks the transcript as partial.